UACGAAAACAGCAGAGAUCAUCUUCAGGAAAGGGGUUUCUGACACAUGCGUCACGGAGUAGGAAGCCACAAUCAACACCUGACAGGACGGAGAAUCCUCAGCCUGCUGGGUCAUCAGCGGCUGGAGGGAAAUUCAGGACACCUGCACGUUGUAGAUUCUCCGGUGGGAGUGUCUCUUGACCAUAAUGAAGACCCUGCUGGAAGAUAAAAGCUGCGUUUUGUUGCGGCAGCUCUUGGGUGAGACCUCGGCGAAACAACCACAGCAAGGCUGUGUUUCAUUGAUCUGUCUUCGCCAUGCGUGGUCUCUUCCUUCUCGCUUUGAGUGCUAUCCCGGCGCUCGUCAGCGGUCAACUCUCUGGCAGCGUUGGCCCCUUGACCUCUGCCUCCACCAAGAAAGCGACAAAGACAUGUAACGUACUCAACUACGGCGCCGUAGCCGACAACUCGACCGAUGUGGGGACUGCUAUUGCAUCGGCCUGGGCUGCAUGCAAAAGCGGAGGCCUCGUUUACAUCCCAUCGGGCAAUUAUGCCCUGAAUACCUGGGUCACUCUGACUGGGGGCAGCGCGACCGCAAUCCAGCUGGAUGGUAUCAUCUAUCGCACAGGAACCGCUAGUGGGAACAUGAUUGCAAUCACUGACACCACCGACUUUGAACUUUUCAGUAGCACUUCCAAAGGUGCCGUGCAGGGAUUCGGCUAUGUGUACCAUGCGGAGGGUACCUACGGAGCACGCAUUCUGCGAUUGACCGACGUGACCCAUUUCUCCGUGCACGAUCUGAUACUGGUAGAUGCGCCUGCUUUUCACUUCACCAUGGAUACUUGCUCCGACGGUGAGGUAUACAACAUGGCGAUCCGUGGUGGCAAUGAAGGCGGCUUGGAUGGGAUUGAUGUCUGGGGAAGCAACAUUUGGGUUCACGACGUUGAGGUGACCAACAAGGAUGAGUGUGUUACAGUCAAGAGCCCUGCCAACAACAUCUUGGUAGAGAGCAUCUAUUGCAACUGGAGUGGGGGCUGCGCGAUGGGAUCAUUGGGAGCCGACACGGACGUCACCGACAUUGUUUAUCGCAAUGUGUAUACGUGGUCCUCGAACCAGAUGUAUAUGAUCAAGAGCAACGGUGGCAGUGGAACGGUGUCGAAUGUUUUGCUGGAAAACUUCAUCGGGCAUGGAAACGCUUACUCGCUCGACAUUGAUGGGUACUGGAGCAGCAUGACUGCAGUGGACGGUGACGGGGUGCAGCUGAACAACAUCACGGUCAAGAAUUGGAAGGGAACUGAGGCCGAUGGAACAAAACGACCUCCAAUUCGAGUGGUUUGUAGUGACACGGCUCCUUGCACGGAGCUCACCUUGGAGGAUAUCGCCAUCUGGACCGAAAGCGGCUCGAGCGAGUUGUACCUGUGCCGAUCCGCUUACGGAUCAGGGUAUUGUCUCAAGGACAGCUCUUCACACACCUCGUACACCACGACCAGCACGGUCACCGCGGCUCCAUCGGGGUAUUCGGCGACGACGAUGGCCGCCGACUUGGCAACCGCAUUUGGCACCACGGCCUCCAUUCCUAUUCCGACGAUCCCGACCUCGUUUUAUCCGGGGCUGACCCCGUACAGUACCUUGGCGGGCUAAUAAGCGUGCAUGCGAGGUGGGAAUGGGGUGUCACCGUCGCA
This is a messenger RNA of Aspergillus saccharolyticus JOP 1030-1, 1657 nucleotides long. RefSeq names its product rhamnogalacturonase A. The coding region runs from base 294 to 1616 and encodes 440 amino acids. Gene Ontology annotation, molecular function: polygalacturonase activity. The record is from RefSeq and is a predicted model, not a curated record. The transcript has 4 exons. Gene Ontology annotation, biological process: carbohydrate metabolic process. NCBI's taxonomy places the organism in Eukaryota, Fungi, Ascomycota, Eurotiomycetes, Eurotiales, Aspergillaceae.